Molecule: messenger RNA, 453 nt
Organism: Neospora caninum
Lineage: Eukaryota; Apicomplexa; Conoidasida; Eucoccidiorida; Sarcocystidae
Product: putative mago nashi protein
Exons: 6
Coding region: 1-453 (150 amino acids)
Biological process (GO): RNA splicing
Cellular component (GO): exon-exon junction complex; nucleus
Source: RefSeq, a predicted model, not a curated record
AUGGCUUCCGCAGAGGAGGACGAUUUCUAUCUGCGGUACUAUGUCGGCCACAAGGGGAAGUUCGGUCAUGAGUUCCUCGAGUUCGAGUUCAGACCUGAGGGUCGGCUUCGAUAUGCGAACAACUCCAACUAUAAAAACGAUACGAUGAUCCGUAAAGAAGCUUACGUCAGCCAGUCCGUGAUGAAGGAGCUUCGACGGAUUGUUGAGGAGUCAGAGAUUAUCAAGGAAGACGACAAUAACUGGCCGGCGCCAGAUCGCGUAGGCCGUCAGGAACUGGAAAUUGUAUUGGGUAAAGACCACAUCUCUUUCACGACAUCGAAGAUUGGUUCCAUGGCUGACGUCCAGCGGAGCAAAGACCAGGAUGGCCUUCGUGUCUUCUACUACCUGGUCCAGGACCUCAAGUGCUUCAUUUUCUCCUUGAUCGGCCUGCAUUUCCGAAUAAAGCCCGUCUAA